Phymastichus coffea is the source of this 1743-nucleotide messenger RNA. It is a transcript of the gene Rab21, whose product is annotated as ras-related protein Rab-21. Gene Ontology annotation, molecular function: GTP binding; GTPase activity. The record is from RefSeq and is a predicted model, not a curated record. NCBI's taxonomy places the organism in Eukaryota, Metazoa, Arthropoda, Insecta, Hymenoptera, Eulophidae. The coding region runs from base 514 to 1185 and encodes 223 amino acids. The transcript is spliced from 6 exons. Gene Ontology annotation, biological process: Rab protein signal transduction; protein secretion; regulation of exocytosis.
GAUUUUCAGAUAAUUCUGAAUUGGAUGUGCAUACGAUGCAUUGAAAAACAGAGUCAUCGUUUACAGCUGACUUAUAUUUUAUUCUUAUUUGUUGUUGUGUCUUGUUCGUGUUUUACCAAGAGAUUUAAGAUCUUGUCCAUAAGUAAAUCGUUCAUCAAAUAGUAAAAAAUUGAUUAAUGAAAGAAACGUAUAAUAAACUAUCAUUGUAACGAUUACUCAGCUACUCCAAAAAAAGCAGACGACACGGUGGGAAAUCAUUUGAAUCUUCUCCGGUACCGGAUUAACCCAUUACGGUCUUCAGCAUGGUCACGUAACCUACGAUUCGCUUAUUUUCAUCAAAAAAAUAAAUGCUUUCUGCACACAAUAAAACAAGCCACUGAUAUGAUAGUAGCAGUACAGGUGAGAACAGCUGAUCGUCGUAGCAGUAGCAGCAACAGCAGCAGAAAUACGUAGCGGCGGCAGCAGUAAAUUAAAUGCGUAUAACUGCUGGAAACGGCGACGACGACGAAGACGAUGGCGACGGCCUCAUCCACCACCACCCCCGGCAGCUACAAUUUCAAGGUGGUACUUCUCGGCGAAGGUUGCGUUGGUAAAACAUCUGUCGUGCUACGUUACGUCGAGGAUAAGUUCAAUGAUAAACAUAUCUCCACCCUGCAGGCCUCUUUUUUCAAUAAAAAAGUCAAUAUUAAUGGAAAAAGAGUGAAUCUUGCUAUAUGGGACACAGCAGGUCAAGAAAAGUUCCAUGCACUAGGGCCUAUUUAUUAUAGAAUGUCCAAUGGAGCCAUAUUAGUUUAUGAUAUUACGGAUGAAGAAACUUUUAAAAAAGUGAAAAAUUGGGUAAAGGAAUUAAAAAAAAUGCUAGGCAGUGAUAUCUGUCUAGUUAUAGCUGGGAACAAAGUAGAUUUAGAGAAAGAUAGAAAUGUCACCAUUGAAGAGGCUGAAGAGUACUCAAGACAAGUCGGCGCAGUGCACUUCCAUACCUCGGCAAAGCAAAAUUUAAAUAUAGAGGAAAUGUUCCUUGAAUUGACAAAGCGUAUGAUGCAGCAUGCUGACGAGCAAGAGAAAAAAUCUUCGUUGACGAGGAACAAUAGCACCAGACGUAAUGUCGUGGUGGUCGAAGAUGAGUCUGCCGAACAAAGUCAACCUGCCAAGAGUUCAUGCUGCGGUGGUGGCAGUAGCUCGUAAUAUAACUUUCCAACAAUGCUUACCGAGGUUGUAAUAUUAUAUAUGCUUUUGCGUGCGAGAGGUAUGUUGCUUAUCGAGACGUUUGUACGAGCAAUAGAUUAUAUAGUUUCGAUGUGAACAUUUCUAUUUUUCUGUUAUUUACUAAACUUUUGAUACAAAACAACAUACUGCUGUUUUCGAUUUCAAAUAAUUAUUUCGAACUUGAUUUGAACUCGCUUUGUUGUUGGUUGUUGUUCUUAUAAAAUGCUUCAAAAAUAUUUCGAAAAGGUUAAAGUAAGCUCCCAUAAAUAUUAAAAGUUGUACAAUAUGUUAUUUCUUAUUUUCCAACAAGGCAUUUACUUUUAAGAUAUAUUUUUUCAAUUUUUAUUACUUUUUAACACUUUUGUGUGUACUAUUACAACCUUAUAUGGCAUAGGAUUUGUUUUUGAAAAUUCACUCUUAAGAAUUUUUUCUUUCAAUCCUGUGCUCAAAUGUACAUAAUUUCCAGUCACCUUUUACUAAAAAUUAAGUAGCCUACUACUUGAGGUUUACAGUGUGGAUUUGAAACACGUGUAGGAU